AUGACAACCCCAAAGCAUUUGCCUAUUCUCACGUCGAUUGCUAUACUGCUCGCAUCAUUCCCAUAUGCCCUAGCACAAUGUGACCUCCCAUCAACCUACAAUUGGACCUCAACCGGCCCCCUCGCAGACCCCCAGUCGGGCCUGGCAUCUCUGAAAGAUUUCACAGCUGUCCCAUAUAACAACUACCACCUCGUUUACGCAUCCUACGUUGACUCUUUGUCGAACUACGGCUCACUCAGUUUCGGGAUUUUCACUGAUUGA
Molecule: messenger RNA, 261 nt
Organism: Penicillium odoratum
Lineage: Eukaryota; Fungi; Ascomycota; Eurotiomycetes; Eurotiales; Aspergillaceae
Product: Alpha-L-arabinofuranosidase axhA-2
Exons: 1
Coding region: 1-261 (86 amino acids)
Biological process (GO): L-arabinose metabolic process
Molecular function (GO): alpha-L-arabinofuranosidase activity
Source: RefSeq, a predicted model, not a curated record